CUGUACAUUUUCUAGUGUCAUUGUAUAUUUUUGUCAAUUCAUUAGCUUGGGGAUUUUGUGAGACGUAACUAGAAAACAUCUUUAUUGUCUCAUGUAUCGCACCGUUUAUCAAAAGGGGUGUUUUUCGGUGUUGUAUAGUGUUGGAGGACGUCCAUUAGAUAAUUGGUCUAUUCAUACCCAAAAUGGCUAUGUGAAACGUGUUUUGGAUGAUGAUAUCAAAUCAAUGGUCAUCGAAAUAAUGGGCACAAAUGUUUCCACAAUGUAUAUCAGUUCGCCACGGGAUCCCAGAAAAGAGUUGGGAAUUAAGUUACCAUUUCUGGUAUUGCUCAUCAAAAAUAUGCACAAAUGCUUUACAUUUGAAGUGAAGAUCAUUGAUGACCAACGUUUUCUGCGACGUUUUCGUGUAUCGAAUUUCCAAAGUAAAACCUCGGUGAAACCAUUUUGUACCUCAAUGCCGAUGGGUAUGUCAGCCGGGUGGAAUCAAAUUCAUUUUAAUUUAGCCGAUUUUACACGUCGAGCAUAUGGGACAAAUUACAUGGAAACUGUACGUUUACAAAUACAUGCCAAUGUUCGGAUACGUCGCAUAUAUUUUACCGAUCGAUUGUACCAAGAGAGUGAACUACCCAAUGAAUAUCGACUGAUACAACAACCAAAAACUAAAAAAUCGUUGAUAUGGAAAAUCCCUGCAGCUCGGCCACCAUCUCCACUUUCAAAUCGUAUUCAAGCAACAAAUGAUAAACAAGUGCCUGCAACAGCAGAUGACACCAGAAGCAUUGGAGGCAUUACAAAUACCAUAGAUGAUAUUGAUUUGACAGAAAUAGCGCCCUCCGAAAAGGGUGAUUAACAUAUAUA
Messenger RNA from Musca domestica (house fly), 852 nucleotides. RefSeq lists its product as uncharacterized. The record is from RefSeq and is a predicted model, not a curated record. Gene Ontology annotation, cellular component: motile cilium; ciliary basal body. The transcript has 3 exons. Gene Ontology annotation, biological process: cilium assembly; regulation of cilium beat frequency involved in ciliary motility; positive regulation of cell motility. NCBI's taxonomy places the organism in Eukaryota, Metazoa, Arthropoda, Insecta, Diptera, Muscidae. Bases 92 to 844 code for a protein of 250 amino acids.